Molecule: messenger RNA, 12767 nt
Organism: Magallana angulata
Lineage: Eukaryota; Metazoa; Mollusca; Bivalvia; Ostreida; Ostreidae
Product: centromere protein F-like
Exons: 18
Coding region: 105-11627 (3840 amino acids)
Biological process (GO): metaphase chromosome alignment; mitotic cell cycle; regulation of G2/M transition of mitotic cell cycle
Cellular component (GO): spindle pole; chromosome, centromeric region; nucleus
Molecular function (GO): microtubule binding; dynein complex binding
Source: RefSeq, a predicted model, not a curated record
AAUACACAGAUCAAACAUUUAGGAGGCUAUGAUUAUUGCUUUUGAGCAUGCGCGACGAUAUAUUGUGGGAUUUUCAAAUGAAAGCGGAAUAAGAAAGCCACAGGAUGAGCUGGCUGACAGACGAGUGGAAGGACGGGCUUCCAUCACGGGCGCUGCAAAAGAUUUCACAGAUCGAGGCCCAGCUAGAGAAACUCAAGAAAGAGAGGGAGCAGAAACAGUUCCAGUUUGAAAGCUUAGAACAGGCAUUAGCAGUACAAAAGAGAAAAGUAGAGGAAGAAAAGAACAACCAGUCAUCUUUAAAGAGAGAGAACCAGACCCUGUCAGAAUCAUGCCAGGACAUCGAAAACAAGCGACAAAAACUGGCCCAGGAGCUACAGAGCAAAGAAAACCAGAUAUCAUGUCUGGAUGGAAAGCUGUCACACACUAAAGCCCAGCUUGACACAGAGACAGCCAAGGUAAAUCAGCUUCAGUCUGAGUUAGAGAGGUUACAGAGAGAUAACGAUGACCUGGUGAAGAAGAUGGACAAGAUGUCCGCUGACCACGGCAAGCUACAGGAGUACAGCAAGCAACAAAAGGUACAGCUGGAUCAGCAGCAGGAGAAAGUCCGACUACUGGAGGUGGAGCUGAAGAGGCCCGGAGAUAACCGCGAAAAGGCAUCCAGCACAGGGUCCGCCACAUCGGCUGCCAGUGAUAACUUGCUGCAAUUAGAGAUCAAGAAAUGGAAAGAUCUUCAUGAACAAGACAUUGUGAAGAUUGAAAGCAUUAAGCAGGAGUAUGACUUCAUGGCAAAACAGGCAGAAGCACAGAUUGAGAAACUGAAGGAAGAAUUAAAGAAAAGUGUUUCCCAGAACUCUGAAUCUCAGCUGAAAUUAGACAACUUAAAUUUGCUUCAGCAGAAAAGUCAAUCUGCCCCCUUCGGUGCCACUCAGCCCCAGAAUAUAGGAAAUGCUGGUCUAUACCAGAACUCUCUUCCCCCACAGAAUGGUCACCAGAGGGAUAACAACAUAUUCGGAACAUCUCAGAACCAAACCAGACUCAGGAAUGACCACGACAUUUUUGGGACUUCCCAACCACCACAGAACGGGGGAAGGCAACAUCAAGGGUCCUGUUUACCAGGUAAUGUCCCAAGUCUUUCUGAUGGUGAGUGGAAAUUGAACCUCCCUUCCCAAGGGCAGAAAUUUUUACAGCAACUUGAAGACCAGGUAGAAAAACUAAAGAAAGAGCGGGACCAAAAGCAAUUUCAGAUUGACAGUUUAGAGCAGGCACUUGAAAUACAAAAGAGAAAAGUAGAAGAGGAAAAGAAUUCAGCUUCUUCCUUGAAAAGAGAAAUUCAGCAGCUCUCUGACUCAUGUGAGGAGUUGGAAAGAACUCGACAAAAAAUAGCCCAGGAAACCCAAACAAAGGACAACCGGAUAUCCUGUCUGGAUGGACAACUGGCACACACCAAGGCUCAGCUAGAAACUCAGACACAGAAAGCCUCUAAACUAGAACAGGAGCUGGAGAAAAUAAAGAAUAAUGAUCAGGAUAAUUCGCGUAAGGUGGACCAGCUGACAGCGGAGAAACAGAAGCUACAGCAGCAGGUGGACGCAGCCACGCAAGAAGUCCGGCAGAACCAGGAGAUCAUCAGUGCUCUGAAGAAGAAGGAAACAAAUGACCUGAAGAAACUAGAGGAGAAAGAAUCAGAAUUGUACAACAUAAAGUCUGAGUUGAAGAAUACCAAAGACAAUUUAGCAGAGAAAAAUAAACAGAUGACUGAGGCCCAGAGAAGCUGGAGUGUAACCGAGGAAAAACUUAGAACAACUCUGAAUGAGAGGGAGAGUGAGGCCAAGAAAUACAAUGACAAUCUGUCCAACAAAGAGAGAGACAUCAGGGACCUACAGAACGAACUCAGAGGUGUGCAGAACCAGGUCUCCGACAACAAGGCGGCUCUAGAGCGGAAGGAGAAGGAGAUAAACCAGAUGAACUUUGCGCGUGAACAGCAGCAGGGGCAGCUGGACGAGUUACAGUCCAAGCUGAGGAAGCAGCAGGAGGACUACCACUGCCUGCAGACCAAGCACGACCAGCUCCACUCCAGCCACCUGGCCACCCUCAACCAGCUACAGGAGCUCAGGAAGCAGGCCGAGGCUCGCGACCAGAGUCUCGCCGAACAGCAAGCGAGCUUUGACGCCCUACAGGCUCAGAUGACCGAGAAAGAGACAACCUUACUGGGUGAGAUCACUGAUUUACAGACACAGUUGGCUCAGGCUCACUUUGCGACAGAGUCCAAAAACAAAGACAUUACCUCGCUGGAGAUGCAGAUAUUGUCAGUUCAGAUGCAGCUGGAUUCUGUUGCUCAAGAAUCUCAGAAGAAAGUGGAUGAAGCAGAGAAUAAAGUUAAAGAGUUGACAGACAUUAAAGAAAAGCUGAUGGACAUAGAAAGUUCAAAGAAUACAGAGCUGAAAAAUUUACAACAGAAAUUAGAAGAAGCAGAACAAAACUUGAAGAGACUAAGUUCUGAAAUGGAAUAUUUGCAAUCAGAAAAGAAGCAAUUGGAGGAAGAUUGCGGAGAUGUAAAAUCAAAACUACAACAAGCUAGUGAUGCAAUUCGUACUAAGGAAGAAGAAUUAAGUGUGAUUGCCAAAAGUUUAUCUGAAAUGCAAGAUACUUUAGGUAGAGAAAAUGCCAAGUUAACAACAGAUUUUGAGAACUUAAAGAUUCAGUGUAACAAUUUAAUAGAGGAAAACAACAAGUUAAAAGAAGCUUUAGAUAAAAAAGGUGAAAGUAUUACAGAGUUGGAGCACAAAGUUAAAGAAAAAGAGAGUGAAAUAAAGACAAUAGCUUUGAGAUGUGAAGAAUUAACAAAAGAAAAUGAUGAACUAAAAAUGGAGAACUCCACUCUACAAUGUCAGCUGAGUCAGGCAAGUGAAGCUCUGACCUGCAGAGUAGCUGAAUUAGAGGAAAGUAGAACACAGCUUCAAACUGAAAAUAGUAAACUAUGCACUGAUCUCACCAACAAACAAACACAGGUCUCCUACAUGAAUGAACAAAUCAAGAAGAUGAAGGAGGACAAAGAAAAGCACCUACAAGCACUGCAAGUCAAUUCUCAGGAAAUCUCUGCUCUGAAGUGUGAAAUUGAAUCAUUGAAGAUUGAAAAAGAAAAUAUAGCAAAGAUCUCUGAAGAUUUGAGAGAAAAUGAAAGGACAAAAAAUGAAGAAAUAGAGAAUCGAAUUGUCCAGAUAGCACAGUUAGAAUCAGUUGCAGAAAACAGAAAGAGUGAAAUACAGUCUUUGCAGACUCAGCUCUCUGCCAUUCAAAAUGAAAUGUCUGUAGAGCUUACAAAACUCUCAGAAGAAAAAGAAUCAAUUUCCAUAAAACAGGCAGCCAUGGUGGAAAAUCAUGAUAAAUUAGAGCAAGUUCUUCAAGAAAAGAAUAUAGAAUUAGAAACAGUAAGGAAAGAGGUAACUGAUUUGAAGUCAGAACUCCAUAGUCUUCAAAAGUCAAAUGAGACUCUAAGUGAGAAUCUUUCUCAAAGCAAAACUAUGGCAGUAGACCUUCAGCAUAAGCUUGAACAAGAAAGUUCUGUUGUAACCUUGAAAUCAAAGGAGUUAUCUUCAGCUUUAAUGGAAGUGGAGCAGUUGCAACAGUCAGCUGAUAAACGGUCACAGAAACUUGUAACUGAGAUAGAAGACCUGGAGAAGACCAACAAAGACUUAGUAGAAGCCAGGAUUUGUAUGCAAGGUUCUUUGAGGGCUCUAGAAGAAGAAAAGGAAACUCUGCAAAGACAUAUUACUACCCUUCAGGCUGAACAGUCUUCAAUAUGCUCAAAAUUAGAACAGAGCUCACUUGAAUUGACAGAUCAAGCUACGAAGUUGGGGGAAUUGUCCAUGAGUCUUCAACAGGCCAAUGAGGCUGUGUCCAUCAAGGAUGAGGAGAUAAAGAAACUGAGUGAAGAGUUGAAAACUCUGAAUCAAACAACUUGCUUGGAAAUGGAAACAAGAGCAGAGUCUUUAUUACAGAAACAAAGUGAAAUAGAUUCUUUGAAAGAGCAGUGUGAAAACCUAAAGCAACUGUGUGAGGUUAAAAGUGAAAACAUUUUGAAAUUAGAAGCUAAGCUAAAUGAGUAUAUCCAGACACAAAAAGCUCUGCAUGCUGAUUUAGAGAGACUAACUGAAAAGGCUGGUAACCAAGAAACUGAACUUGAAGAUUUAACGACAAAAUGCAAUCAGGCAGAGGAAGUACUGAAAGAAAAGGAAAACAUAAUUUGUUCUCUGCAGAAAGAAGUCAAGGAAACUCAAAGUAAAUUUGAAUGCAAUAUGGAGAAAAUUUCAUCUGAAAAUUCUGAAUUGAAAGUUCAGUUAGAUCAACUGUGUUCAGAAAAGCUAAAAGGAAAUGAGUUGAUUGAGAGUGCCAUGUCUCAGAGAGAGGGUCUGUUGGGAGAACUCAAAGAAAUGAAGGAGGCUUUGCAGAAGAUGGAAGCCAAGCAAGAAAUGCUGCAGAUGGAUAUGGAGGAUAAAGAUGAAUGUCUAGAAGCUUUGGAGCAAAAAGUCUCAAUGAUGGAAGAAGCAGCAGUAAGCACGAAAGCAGCUUCUGAAGAUAAAGACAAAAUGAUAUGUUCACUUAAGUCAGAGUUAGAACAAGCCAGUGGAAAAUUGGAUUUAGUUAUGAGUGAAAAAGAGGCCUUGGAAACACAGCUAAAAGAAAGCAAUCUUCAUUGUGAGCAGCAAUCGUCAGUCUUAGAGGCAGAGCGUGUUGCUUUGGAGAAGAAAUCAGAAAAUUUUUGGCAGCUACAGAGAGAAUGUGAGGAACUGAAAUUAAAACUGGAUUCAGUAUCAGACAGUGAGAAGGAAAAAUCCAGUAACCUUGAGAAACUUCAGUCUCAUAUUGAGGAUCUUGGAAAAUCUGUGGGAAAGUAUCAGCUGGAAUUGCAGGAAGGUAAAGAUAAUAUCAAGAUAUUGGAAUCACAGUGCAGCAAUCUUCAAGAUGAAUGUACAAACAAAGGACAGAUUUUAACAGAAAAGCAGGAAGAAAUUGACAAACAAGUUGCUCAUAUUAAUACAUUGGAAGAGACCAUAGCUCGGAUACAAGAGAAACUCGAGAACAUGAAUGAAUUAAACACAAGCAAGGAUAAUAGAUGUGCACACCUAGCUGAAGAGUUAAGUGAUCUUCAGCAAGAAUAUCAAGCAAAGAAGGAAGUACUAGAGCAGCAGAACAUGUCCAUUGAGACUUACACCGAGAAAGUCAAACACAUGACACAGGAAUUGGAGGAACACGAGAGACAAAGGUGUAAAGAAAGUCGUGACCUCCAAAUUAAGUUACAGUACAAACAAGAUGUGCUUGACAGGAAGGUUUCCGAGCUCCAGAAGCUAAAGACUUCAUUUGGUGACAUGGAAAAUGCUGUCAAAAACUCUCAGAGCAGAUUAGAAGAGAAAAAUGCUGAAAAUCAUUCCCUCCUUACUGAGAUGGACAAACUACAGAGGGAGCUAUAUGAGGUCAAAGAUUCCAUUGUAGAGAAAGAAAAGUUACUCCAAUCUCAGAGAGAUGCCAGUGAGAUAAUGGAGAGGAGACUGAAUGAAACUCUUCAAGUAAAGAAUCUUGCUGAGGAGACUCUAGAUCAGGAAUCUACAAAAUUGAAAUCUAGACUUGACAAGUUAGAAUCUGAAAAAGAAGAAUUAGAGUCCCACAACACAUUGUUCAAAGAGCAAAUUGAAAACCUUAAAACUCAGAUGCAUGAGAUGAAGACCUGUCUUGACAAAAAGGAGCAAGAAUUAUCAAGCAAUGUAAAUGACUGUUUGACAAUGGAGAGAAAGCUUGCAGAGACUUCUGAGGCCAAAAAUGAUCUACAACAUCAGUGUGAACAGUUGCAAGGAGACAUGGAGGCUAAACAGCUCCAGAUUCAAUCCAUGCAAAACCAGCUUGAGGAAAAGGCAAAUCAUAUUUCAGAAUUGUCUGCAGUUAUAGAGACAAAAGAGAUGUCAGUUACUGAACUUCAGGAGCAAAUUGUUGACCUCGAAGAAAGUAAAUCAUCCCAGAAUAAAACUUUCAUUGAUGACAUGUUUCAGAAGGACAAAACUAUUGAGUCAUUGGAAGCCACCAUUCAAGAUGUACAAGGUCGUCUUCAAGAAAAACAACAGCAUCUGAAAACUGUAGAGUCAGAUAUGGAAACUCAAUCAGCUGAAUUCAAUAAAAAGUUAGAACACUUCCAACAACAGCUUCAAAGUUCGCAAGAUGAGAUUUAUCAACUUAAGGAUAAGCUCAAAACAGCAUCUACUAAAGAGUUUGAAAUCACGCAAAAACAUUCAGAGGCAGAUGGACAGGUGUCUUUAUUAUCCUCCAAGAUUGAAGAGCUUUCCACACAAAGUGAAUGUCAAAUCAAAAGACUUCAAGAUAAAAUCACCGUUCUGGAGAAAGACCUAUCUGAGUUUACCACCAAUAAUGCUGGAAUGAAAAACAAAUUAGAAGAAUUUGAAUUCCAGAAAAGUAGAAUGGAGGAGGAGUAUAAAGAAACAAUGAGGCAAAAGUCUGAACUGGAACUUGAUGUCACUGACAAAGUGCAAAAGAUUGAAAAGUUAGAAGACCAGAUUCGAGAACUUGUGUUGCAGACACAAGCCCUUUCCUCAGAAAAAGAAAAGCUUCAGUAUGAAUUAGAUGAGUCCUGUAAGGAAAAACAAGAACAAGUGAAUUCAUUAUCGGAAAAACAUGAGAAAUUAGAGGAAGCUUUACGUGAGAAGGAAUUAACUAUCUUUGAAUUGAAUGAUAAGAUUGUAAAGUUAGAACAAGAUUGUGAUGAAGCAGAGAAUGUCAGGAGUUUACUGAAUGAGGAAAGGGAAGAAUUACAACAAAAGUUACUUAGAGUGGAAGAACAACUCUCAGAAGUGGAAAUGAAUAGUGUCAAAAACAUGGACAAGUUACAGAAUCUUGUUUCUCAAGAAAGCAAUAGUCAAGACCAGAUAAAUCAAUUGGAGGAAGAAUCUAGAUCGCUCAGAGAAACAGUGGAAAGUCUAGAGAUGCUGAAGAUAGAACUGACAGAAAAACUCACAAAUACAGAAAGCAAACUAAAUCAGACAGAAUUAGAAAAUGCAGAAUUAACAGCUGCUCACCAGAGGGCCAUCAGCCAGAUUGAAUCUUUGAAUGAUGAGAUCCAAAGGCUAGUGGAAGCCAAUGAGCAAAAAGCACUGAAAACUCAAGAGGCAGAGAACCUGAUAAAGGCUAAAGAGUGUGAAGUUUCUGACAAGGAUAAUAUUAUUGCUGAGAUGGAAAGUAGAAUAGAAGAUAUGAUGAGGGACAAAGAUACCUGUGAAUCACAGAGACAGGAUAGCAUUAGUGAACUAAACACUGAGAUAGAGUCUCUCCGAGAAAAGCUUGUCAGUGCUGAAUCUAGCAAAGAACAGUCAGAAGCAUCGAUUAAGACAAUUAAUGAUUCAUUUGAAGAAGUAUGUAAGAGGGAAGAAGACUUGAAAUUUGAAGUCUCUCAGUUAAAACAGUUGGAAGAAGAAUUAAAGAACAAGAUUUCAGAGAGCUUAACGAAUAUAUCAGCAUUUGAAGAUCAAGUUCAUAGUCUUAAGCAGACUAUUGAUGCCUUGUCAAGUGAGAAGGAAGUCUUACAAAGCAAACUACAAGAAGCUGAAUUAGUCAUUGAAUCGAACCAGUGUUCCUCUCAGGAUGUUCAACAACAAUUGGAUGAAUUGAGAAGCCAAAAGGCAAUGCUACAAGAAUCUGUUACAUCUCUGCAAAAUCAAAACAGGGAACUUGAAGAAAGGCAUUCUCAGUUGAUCCUAGAAAUUGAAACAUUAAAAAAAGAAACAGAAGAGUUGCAAGUAAGACAUAUGGAUGAAAUUGAACAAAAACAAAUCAUAGUUUGUGAUCUGGAGGACAAAAUAGAGAAAAUGCAGAAACAGCUACAAGAUAAAGAAGUUUCUGAAAAAAGACAAGAAGAACACUCUGAGAGUAUUGCUAAAGAACUUCAAGAACUUAAUGACAAACUUUACAAUAAAGAUCAAGAUAUAGAAGAAUUAGAGGAAAAAAAGAAUACAGAAAUGGAGAAAUGCAGAGAACUAGAAUCAAAGGUGAGUGAUCUGCAGUUACAACUCACAACUGCUGAAGAUGAGAAUGCUCAGCUUAACAGUGAACUACAGGCAGUAAGAGAGGAGUUUACUCAGCGUAUUGAAAAUGCUGAGGAAAAACUCCAAAUGACAGAAGACAAACACAAAGAUAUUGCAUCUUUGUAUUCAAGCCAUGAGGCCAAUAUGAGUGCUAAAACCAAAGAAAAUGAAGAAUUGUCAUCUCAAAUAGAAAGUCUUACCAAACAAGUAGCUGAAAUGGAGGAGAAGAUUUCAGAACAAAACACGCAGAAAACUGAUCUUGAGGAUGAGCUGCAGAACUUGAGAAAUUACAUCAGUAAUUUGGAAGAGGAGAGGAGUUCACUGGAUUCCCAGAUCAGUGCAUCUCAAUCAGAGCUUCAGUGUACACAGACAUUCUCCCAACAGGCUCAGCAGCAGGUUGAAGAAGCCAAUGAAAAGUUCACGUCUCUACAGGAAACUGUCCAGGAAUUAGAGGCAGAGAACCAAGAAAGUAAAAGCAUUGUACAGCAGUUAAAGAUAGAGAACCAGAGACUGCUUAUAGAGGCUGAAGAAAGGGAGACCAAGCUGAAAGGGGAUCUGGAUGAACUGCAAAAUAGAUAUGAUCAGCAACAGACUGAGCUGAACUUGUCUCAGAAAACACAAGAGGAUCUGAUGAACCAGUGUAAAAUGUCAGAAAACAGAUUGGCUGAAAUUGAAGAGGAAUUAUCUCAAAGUAAACAGAAUUUAUCAAAUUUGCAAGAUAAAUUAGACUUGAAGAGUCAAGAACUAGCGGACACUAAAGAAAGGCUUGUGGAUAGCAAUGAAUUUCUAAAGCUUGAGAAUGAAAAUAAAGAACUGAAAGAAAAGAUUGAGGCAUCUGCAAAGGAGUUGGAACAAACUUAUUCAGAGUUAGAACUGAUGAUUAUAGAAAAAGGAGAAGCUCUGCAAGAUUUGGAUAUGGUUAAACAAGAGAAAGAACAGCUGAAUAAAGAAAUAAUGGAAUUAAACAGGAAAAUAAAUAUGUUACAGGCAGAAGUGGAAGAAAAGGAGGCUAGAGUUCAGGAGCAAAAGCAGAGGUUGGUGUCGGUGACUGAGGAGUGUGGAGGGGAGGUCAUGGAGAUUAAACAGGUGAUCAGCUCCUCCCUGGAGCCAACCAUUGUAGAGUAUCAGGGCAUUGUGAAGGAAAAGAAGAAACAAAUCGUAGAGAAAGAAAACGAAUUGCUGAAGCUCAGGGGAAAGCUGGCUGAAAUAAGUGAUAAACUGAGUGAAAAAGACUCUGAAAUAGCCAGUUUGUCGGAAACAUGUGAAAGAUUAACCAAAGAGAAGCAAGAACUACAGUCCGAUAUGGGAACUUAUCAAGAUGCCAUGGAAAGCUUGGAGAAAGAAAAUGAAGCAUAUUUAGCAGGGAAGAAUACAUUAGAAUCUGAAUUGAAACAAAUAACAACAGAGCAUGAGGAGGCUCAGCAUAUGAUAGAUGUACUUAAAAAUUCUAUGAAGGAACUGGAGACAACUCAACAGAAGAAACUGGAAGAAACAGAACAGUUGUGGAAAGAGGAGAAGGAUAGCAUGAGCAGUAAGAUAUUUUCCAUGGAUGCUGAGAUUAUGGAACUCACAGACAAACUCUACAGUCAGUCACAACAAGAUUCGGUAUCAAAGGAAGAAAUGGAUGCAUUACAGAGUAAGAUACGGGAAUAUGAGGAAGAACAUUCAAAUCAUGAAAAGGAGAUUCAGAAGCAUUUGAACAAGGUUGAGGAACUGAGGAUUGAGCUGGGUCAGAGUAAAGAACAGCUCGCUUCUUCAGAGAUCCAAAACAGCAAGUACGAGGAGGAGGUGGGCAGUCUGCAGCAGCAAGUGAACGAAAGUAAAGAAAAGCUGGAGGAUGUACAGACGUGUCUACAGGCCAAGGAAUUGGAAGCUCAGGACCUGGAGCGUCUGAUUGCUGAUAAAGACAGGGAAAUCUCAGACCUGAGGAAGCAGAAUGACAACAAGGAGAAGGAGAAAGGGGAGCUUCUGUCAGAGUUCUUGAUUCUAGAGGAUCGCAAGGCAGAGCUGGAAAAGACGGUGGCUUCAAUGGAGCUAGAGUUUGCUGAUGCAAAGAAAGAGGAGAAAAACAGAGUUGAAGAACAAAUUGAGAAAAUGAAGAUGGAGCACAAUGAGGACAUCCUGAAACUCAAAGACAUGAUACAAAUAGAGUCAACCAAACAACUGGAAAUGAAAGAAGAACAUUCAAAGAUUCUCUUAGAGUUGAAAGAGAACAAUAGAAGUCAGAUACAGGAGCUGAAGGAUAAACAAAGGGAAGAGAUGGCCAAAGUACAGGAACAGUACGAGGCGGAAGUCAGUCUACUUAAGGACUCGCUGUCCCAGCAUUCCACUGUAGAGGAAAAAGAAGACAGAAUGAAAACCGAGAUAGACAAGCUGAAGUCGUCACUGGAGAAGUACAGACAUCAGGAGCAGGCGGCGGAGAGGAAGGAGAUUGAGCUGAGUGAGAGGAUAGUGGCGCUGGAGUCCCAGAUACAGAAAUCCAAGGAGCAGAGCAACAAGUAUAAUGAGUAUUUGUCCAAGUGGGAGAACAAGUGUACCCGCUUAUCCACAGAACUGACAGCGGAAAAAAACAAGAAUCGCAAACUAAAGGAGACAAUGGACAGCAAGAAAGUGGAACAAGAGGAAGAAGUGUCAAAACUCAAAGAUGAACUCAAACAGUUGCACCACAGUGUGGAAAACCUCAAGAAAUCAAACACAUUGAGCAAGUCCUCAGAGAAGAAAAGAGGGAUAUCCUUGUCCCGGUCCCCUAGGUCAGCUAUCACCCCCACCGGUAAAGGGGAGUCCGUGGGAAUUGGUGCCCAUCACACUGUACCCACUACUGCGGGGCCUGGCAUUGUUAAACCAGAACCCAGGGUGCCCCAGGUAUCGGGGAGAGGCUCACAGACCACUAACAAGUCUCCCAGGGGGAGGUCACCCAAUCACAGUUCACAGUCGUCCAAGUCGUUGUUCUCCAGGGAUAAAAUACAGCGGACCGGGGAGAAGAGUGCUUUUAUAGGGAAAAGUCAAUUUGAGACUGUGAUAAAACCAGUUGUGACGAGACAAAGUGUCAUAGCCAUAGGAUCUGGUUCAAGUUCGUUUCAACCUGUGACUUCUAAAUCAUCGAGUAGUGUAUUGUCUACAGAGAGUGUGAGUACAGUGACUUCCGUGGUCAGUGGCAGACCCGUGAACUCUACUAGUGCUGUGUCAGACCGGGUCAAAACCAAGGGACUUUGGAGUGUCAGCCCCACUCAGGAGACUGUUCCUGGGGGUCACUCGUCAGAGAGACCACGUGCUGGGGAGAAGAGACUCUCGUCUGAAUCCCAGGAUGAGCUUGCUACAAAGAAAAUGAAGAGUUUAAAUGGUGUAGACAGGGUGGAAAAACGACCUCUGCAGUCUAUUACCAAUAGUCCAGUGAAAAAGAGGCCUGAAGAAUUGGAGGAUACUAGUGUGGGGCCCGCUAAGAGGGCACUCAGUCUAAAAAAGUCUCCCGGUCGUCCGUCAUUGAAAUCUAACAGUGAGGCCGUGUCCACCGAGGAACCAAAAGAAGAAGAGGAUUGUGUCAUCCAGUAGACAGUUAUCUUCUGACAGUAACACUGUCAUUGUGUGGGCGUGUACUGACAAAAACUGUUGUCAGUAGCAGGUGUUCACUGACAAUAAUAUCUCUUUUGUCAGUCUAAUGUUCUAAUGAAUGCACUGACACUUACUCUGUGGGACCUAAGUGUGGGUGUUCUUAUGAAUUCAGCUACAUGAAUUUUUACAAUACGUACCAAGUGAGUGACAUAUGGUUGUUCUAACCGAAUGUACUGACAGUGUCAGUGUAUUCUUGCAACUAUACUGUCUGACAAUAGAUGUAACAGGAAGUAUGGAUGUUCUAGUGAAUGCUCUAACAGUCUAUUUAUUCUGAUGACUAUGCUGACAAUGGGUGUAGCAGGAAGUAUGGAUAUUGUGAUCAAUGCUCAGUUAUUUAUCCUGCCUGUUAUAAGUUGCAGGAAAGUUUAGGUGUUCUAUUGAGUUAGCUGUCAAUGAUGAUGUCCCGGUUACCGGGAAUGAUACACCUGUUAGUGUGUGUGGAUGUACGAAAACGGUACUGAAUGCCUGGUGUGGAUGGAAUCUUUAAUUUAACUGCAUGUUUAAUUAGUUUCCAGGUUUUGUAUAUUAUCAUAGGAGUAUUCCUGAUCAUGAAGAAUUAAUUAGUUACAUGCUUUUUAUCACGUAGACAUUUUUCAUUUUUUUUUUCAACUUUCCCCUGUGCUUUUUUUAUUGAUGAAUGUUUUAUUUGUUUUGUAGGAGUUUUGUUUUAGUGUUACAUGUACAUUAUUUGUAUUCGUUUAAAACUGUUAGGCCGGCCAUUUCAUACAGAUUGUUUAGUGGUGGAAUUCUGUCUGGAGUGCCUAGACAUAGAAUGACAUGGCUGAAGUGAGACAGCCAAAAUAUGUUUAGUGUCGAUGGAAAGACAGAUUUCACCCCGAUUACAUGCGUGUUUGUUGUUGAUUGGUAAACCAGAUGAUCCAAAUAAACAAAUGGUCUGAUUUCUGUUAAACAAUUUCAAUACGUUGAAAGGGAACAACAGUAUAGUUUGUACAUGAAUUGUUCGUUAUACUCCAUCACCAGUACUUUAAAGUCUACCUGUGUAUGUGCUAUGCUCUUACUUUUUCCUUCUAACUUUAUGUACUCAGUAUGUGAACAAAAGAAUACACGUUUAACAUACCA